Messenger RNA from Prunus armeniaca (apricot), 231 nucleotides. Lineage: Eukaryota; Viridiplantae; Streptophyta; Magnoliopsida; Rosales; Rosaceae. The record is from the annotation of a GenBank genome assembly.
AUGGUUUCCCUUAGAAAGUUGGCGAGUGCCAGGGCCCCCCUUAAGAGGCUCCGGGCGUGUCCUGCACAUCCCUUAGGAUGGUUUUCCCUUAGGAAGUUGGCGAGUGCCAGGGCCCCCCUUAAGAGGCUCCGGGCGUGUCCUGCACAUCCCUUAGGAUGGUUUCCCUUAGGAAGUUGGCGAGUGCCAGGGCCCCCCUUAAGAGGCUCCGGGCGUGUGCUGCACAUCCCUUAG